Pneumocystis jirovecii RU7 is the source of this 711-nucleotide messenger RNA. RefSeq lists its product as uncharacterized. NCBI's taxonomy places the organism in Eukaryota, Fungi, Ascomycota, Pneumocystomycetes, Pneumocystales, Pneumocystaceae. The transcript has a single exon. The record is from RefSeq and is a predicted model, not a curated record. The coding region runs from base 1 to 711 and encodes 236 amino acids.
AUGCAAGAAAAUGAUACUCUAAAAUCUAAUGAAACAGAUGAAGAUUCACUUAAAAAAGCAGUUGAAAUGGUUUUUAAUGAAGUCUAUAUUAAAAUUGUUCCAAAUAAAUUUUUUGAAGAUCAAAAUUUGAUGAAAUUUGAUGAAAAAUUCCAAAAAGCUAUUUCUUAUAUAACAACACCAAGAAAUUGUUCAGAACCUGUACAUAAGAUUUCUUCAAGAAAAAACUCCUUUGUUGGUUGUGUAUUUGAUGAUCCAACUGUUCUUUGGGGCGGCAAAAGCCGCCCUGUUCAAAGACGCAAACGUCAUUUAGAGGACGGUAAAAAACAGGCAUUGGUGUCUCAGCGGGCAUCAAAACAAGAUGGCCGACGUUCUAGGGCUAAAUCAGUAGAUCACGGUGUAUUUUCAAGGCCAAAUAUGUAUGCUUCUAAGAAAGGGCCAAGAUGGCAGAGAAAUAAUUCUUUGUCUAAGUCAUUUAUACGGAAUAAAAAUUUUCAAUGUCUACCUAUUGUCCCAGAUAUAACAGAAGUGAUUGUAAAUAGGCGUAGAAAAAGCCAAUACAUGUUGUAUCAAUCUUGUCGUAAAAUUAAUUUAGAUCAUUUAUGGAUGAUGCAUUGGAAAUUGAAACAUAAGAAAAAAGUAAAUAAAAAAUAUUCUACAAGACAUAUACUGUUAAGGAUGUUGUUAAAAGGUCGAAAUAAGAAAAAUAGUUGA